Lucilia sericata (common green bottle fly) is the source of this 5387-nucleotide messenger RNA. Its product is annotated as NACHT and WD repeat domain-containing protein 2. Gene Ontology annotation, molecular function: protein binding. The transcript is spliced from 11 exons. NCBI's taxonomy places the organism in Eukaryota, Metazoa, Arthropoda, Insecta, Diptera, Calliphoridae. The record is from RefSeq and is a predicted model, not a curated record. The coding region runs from base 14 to 5182 and encodes 1722 amino acids.
ACAAAUAAUUACUAUGGAUGAUCGAACCAUUGACUCGAUAUUUGCUGGAUCACUGGAGUCGCUGCCUCCUGUUAGUUCUAAAAUUGUUCGUAUUUUUACUAGUUCUACAUUUACGGAUACAACGAUGGAACGUAAUUCGUUAAUGGCGAAAUGUUAUCCCCGCAUCAAAGACUAUUGUCGCGAAAAACAUGGUUUGGAAUUUCAGGUAGUGGAUAUGCGAUGGGGAGUGCGUGACGAGGCUACAGAUGAUCACAUGACAACUGAGCUGUGUAUGCGAGAAAUAAAAAAUUGCCAAAGGUUAUCUAUGGGUCCGAAUUUUGUGGUAUUUUUGGGUCAAAAAUAUGGAUAUCGACCAAUACCGACAUAUAUUGUUUCUUCAGAACUGCAACUGAUUUGCGAAGAAUUGACAUCAAUGGGCGUGGACCGUGCCCUAUUGGAUUUAUGGUAUAAAAAGGAUAGCAACGCUGUACCACCGGUGUCUGUACUUCAGCCAAUUUCUUCGAUAUUGAUUAAUUUUAAUAAUAAACGAGUACCUAAGCUACAGGCAGAAGAUCAGGCCAUCUGGUGGGAUACUUUGGGAAAAAUGCAAAAAUUGUUGAGAAAGGCAGCUGCUUCUCUUGGAGCUAGUGGUAAAAUGAGUAAAGACGCAGUACACAACUAUUUCAUGUCAGUAACUGAACGCGAGGUCAUAAAUGGCAUUUUGAAUGUCAAAAAUACAAAAAACCAUUGCCUUUCAUAUGUCCGUUAUAUUAACAAUAUUAACCUGCAGAAUUUGAAGAAGGCCUCUCUUUUUGUCGACAUUAUAAACCGAAGUUUGGAUACUGAAUCAGCAAAACUUUUAGCCGAUUUACGAGACAAUCGGUUGCCAGCAAAAAUUGAAUCCAGUAACUCCCAAAAAUAUACCGUAGAGUGGAUCGGCCGUGAAGGCCUUGAUAUCGAAACACAUGAGGAGUAUCUUAAUCAUUUUAUAUCACACUUUUAUAAAAAUAUUAUCAAAUUAGUUGAUAGAGCUAUGCGCAAGGAAGACUCCAGUGCACAGGGACAGAUAGUCACUGAAAUCCUUCAGCAUUUGCACGCUUGUAACAAUUCGGUUAAGGUCUUCUAUGGACGUGAGGAAAGUCUAGAACACAUCAAGCGUUAUAUGCUGGGGGAUUCAGAUAAACCACUUGUCCUUUAUGGCGAAGGAGGUUGUGGAAAAACAUCACUUUUGGCUAAAAGUGCUGCACUUGUAGCUACAGAAUGCACUUGUAGCUACAAAAGACCAAUAAAUAUAAUACGUUUUUUGGGAACAACCCCUGACUCGAGCGCAUUAACACCAACUCUAAUAUCGAUUUGCCAGCAGAUUUCCUACAAUUACAUGUUGCCUUUUGAAAAUAUUCCUGAUGACUUGGUACCUUUAACAGCACACUUUAAGCAAUUAUUAACUUAUGCUAGUGAAAAUCAGCCUUUGACGUUAUAUCUAGACUCGGUUGACCAACUAACUGGUACACAAGAUUCAAAUAGUGUUUCCUGGAUACCUACCCGGUUGCCAGUACACUGUAAGAUCAUAAUAUCAUGCGCAAAAGAAGAAAACAAUCCUGUUGUAUCCCAAGAAUAUCAUGUCUUGCGCAAAAUGAUUGAUGUGGAGGAGAAUUUCAUAGAGGUCACAGCAUUAGGUGAAGAUUUGGCGAUGAACGUCAUUAAAAUGUGGAUGAAAACAGCAUGUAGAGAUCUUAAUAAUUAUCAGUGGCGAUUAGUUGCAAAUGCGAUUAGCAAGUGUUCUUUACCAAUUUUCGUAAAGUUAGUGUUUGCCGAAAUAUGCCGUUGGCGCAGUUAUACUCGUCCUCAAGAAACCCACUUGGCUAACAACGUUAUGGACUCAAUUAUGAUGUUGUUCGAGAGAAUUGAGAAGCAGCAUGGUCGCAUCUUGGUAUUUCAUGCUUUAGCAUACAUUACAGCUUCGAAGUCGGGAUUGUCUGAAAGUGAGCUAGAAGAUUUGAUAUCGUUGGAUGAUAAAGUUUUAGACGAUGUUUAUCAAUACCACUUACCCCCCGUUAGACGGAUUCCCCCUUUGUUGUGGACACGUAUACGUAACGAUUUACCCAAUUACCUAAGCGAACGAGAGGCUGAUGGUGUCAAUGUAAUGAACUGGUAUCACAGGCAGUUUCGUGACACUGCAAAGGAGCGAUAUUUCAAAAACAUGAACAUGGCGAUGUAUUUCCAUUCUAUGAUUGCCGAUUAUUACUUGGGUAUAUGGGGCGGAGGAGUACCAAAGCCUUUUAAGUUUACGGAAAUACAAAGACAUCGUUUUGGUCUCACGGAAAAGGAGGGUUCAGCUGACCGUAAAGUACCAAUACAACCUUUGGUAUUUACAAGUAAAGACGGAAGUUCCAAAAGAUACAAUCUUAGAAAGUUUGGUGAACUUCCGUUUCAUUUUGUUCGAUCACGUCGAUUUAAGGAUCUGUUUGAACAUGUACUUUUUAAUUAUGAGUGGCUACAUGCAAAGCUUUCUAGUUGUCCACUACAAGCAGUUUUAGCUGAUUUUGAAGAUGCUUCAUCAAACACAGAAGACAAAGAAGCGAAGCGAGAGCUGAUGUUAGUAGCAGAUGCAUUGCGCUUGGGUGGAGCUAUUUUGGCUGUGUAUCCCAAUAUGUUGGCUCCUCAGCUAGUCGGACGACUUUUACCGGAAAUUGGAGGCAAUGCAAACAUAAAAAUGUUGUUGAGAGCAUGCGACCAUUGCGGUCCCAAAGACUGCGCACUAAUACCGGUCAACCAUUGUCUCCACACGCCAGGAGGACCCCUAAAGUAUUCCCUUGAAGGACAUCAAUUUGCAGUGUUUGCUUUUCGCUUAACCAGUGAUAUGCGCUACAUGGUAUCUAUAUCGACUCAUUUCAUAACAUUUGAUUUGUCAACGUCAGAUUUAACUCGAGAUGUUAACCCAGGAAUAGAGGGAAUAAUGCAACAACUAGUUUUAAGCCCUGAUAAUAAAUGGGCCGCUGCCUAUUCCAAUAACAAUCAAACUGUCCUGUUAAAUAUGCUUUCGAGUGAAUUUGUGAUUAUUAAUUCUCCAUUCGAAGAAUGCGAUGGACCGAUUAGCAGUCUGUAUUUGUUAAAUCAAUGUUUAUUCAUAAGUUGCAAACUGAAAUGGGCCCAAUUCGAUAUGCGCGGAAAUCUUGUGGAAAUAUUUGCAACACCUGGAAAUUGCAUUGGAUGGGAAAUUUUGCACAUAGAAUUUACAACGCCAGCUGAAUAUAAUCUCAUCUUUUGGUCUGGGUCAAUUAACGAGUCACGCUUACGUUUCGAUUCGCACAGAAACGAACUUUAUACAGCACCUCUUUAUUUUUUUAGUGCUCUAGCCCUUAAUAAAAAUCGAACACAAAUUUAUGGAUGCGCAAAUGAGGAUAAUUAUGAAGUUAGUGUUUAUCGAUUUGAGGAAUCGAAUGAUAAUUCGUCUAUUGAAUGGAUAUUAGAAAACAAGCUACCUCGCUUUGAAAACGAUGAAAAGGAAAUGUUACUCCAGCUGCGUUUAGAUCAACAAGAUCGCAUGCUUUUGGGAACAGCCGGAAAAGGCUUCGUAAUUUGGGAUUUUGGAGAUGCAGAUGGAAACCGAUUGAGCGAUAAAUCUAUGUAUCUAGCAUUGCCGCAUGGGGUGAGGAACAUCACCACCAAAAUAAUGGAAUCAAACUCCAUAAUGACCAGUUCAAAGCUGGACUAUGCAGUAGCGGGUGUCCGAAAAAACCUUUAUGUAUGGUGUUUGCACACCCUGCAACUAGUUAAAGUUUUAGAUGCUCACUUUGGCCGCAUCAUACAACUUGAAGCAUUAACUAUCGGAAAUUGGAAUAAUGUGGUCACUUCAUCGAUUGACCGCUCCGUCAAAGUAUGGAAUAUCAAUAACAUAUUCGAAAAAGUGCAUGUAAUAGAUCGACAUGAACUACAAAUUGAUAAUAUCAGUUUAUCUGAAGUAGAUUUGGCUGUAACAGUCACUCGAAGUUGUGUGGGAGUUUGGGAGACACGAACCGGAAGAUUAAUAACUAAAUUAGCGGAUAGCCCUUUGGGGGCCAUUGUGACACACGCUGAAAUAACACCCGAUGGACGGUACAUAAUUUCCUCCGAAACAGGCAAAUUUCUUAUAUGGAAUCGAGUUUCCGAGCAAGUUAUCUACCGUGACGACCAACCGGGAAUUCAACAAAUAACGUUUAUGGACUACGGUUAUAAAGUAAUGAUUGUUUCGUGUCCGAACAUAAAUCAAAAAGAAUUAAAAGAAGGAGAAGAUACAAAUCGUCUAAUGGCCACCACAACAGUAAGAACUGUUCCAGAGGGUUCCAUAUUAUUUCGAUUUGAAUAUCCUAUUCGAAUGAUCCCCGGAUUAUCUUUUCGCCAAGCAGUAAUAUCAGCCGAUGCCGCCUACAUAAUUGUAUGCACUGUAGACAAAAACAAUAAAGAUUGCCUUGCGGUCUAUAGUGCUACAAAUGGAACUUUCAUUUCAAAAGUUCUUUUGAAAAGCUGUUCUAUUAAGGAGGUAGUCUCAUUAGUACCUAUGCCGCACAAGGCCAGUCAAGUAGCUGUUAUAAAUAGUGAAAAGGGCAGUAUUAUGGAUAUAAAAACAAAGAAACAUAUACGUUCCAUACCAAAAUGGGGAGGCAGUAUCACAAAAGAUGGAAAGUACGGCAUAUAUGCCCCUUCUAGGGGAGGUCUAGAAAUGUUGGAACUACGUAAAGGAACUACCGUUAAAACAUUCAUACCUAAAGUGGCCGAGGGUGUAUUUUCAGUUAUAUGCAUUUUUACUGAAAGUGAUGAAUACGUUUGCUAUUAUCACAGUGGUCGCAAAACCAUACGAGUCUUUCGUACCUCAGAUACCGAAAUGAUUGCUAAUUACCGUUUACAAGCAGAAUUGACAGCCAUUAAGAGUACAAAAGACGGACGAUGUAUUGUUUUGGGCACAGUUGAUGGAUGCAUGUCAUCUUUAGCCAUUGUAGAUCCUAAAAAUGAUGGCAUGAUAGAAUGGUUGAAUGCGUUACCAUCAAGAGAUGAAAACUGGAAGGCGAAGCUGGCAAAAAUGAAGGCAAAAGUUGGCUUUAAAGCAGCUGUACGUGUCGCCACAAUAUCCUCCAGACUGGAUAAUCAAAAAUUCAAAAACAAAGAUUUGAAAGAUGAUGUCAAAGCUGACAACGAAAUGGAAAAUACAGAACUUAUAGGGGAAUAAAUAACACUGUGCUUGAAUUUAAUACUUAUUUUUUCUAUCAAUCUAGGCAACCUGCGGGUUAAACUAAUUCGAGUACGCUGAAAUUUCUAAGGACCAAUCUUUAGGUGAAAGAUUAGCGAUUAAAUUAAAAUUAAUCCUCAAAAGUUGUUUUUGAGUACUCAAUUAGUUAAUUUUGUUUGCAAGUUUAAGCGCCCAAUGGAGGCGG